Cimex lectularius (bed bug) is the source of this 2842-nucleotide messenger RNA. RefSeq names its product delta and Notch-like epidermal growth factor-related receptor. NCBI's taxonomy places the organism in Eukaryota, Metazoa, Arthropoda, Insecta, Hemiptera, Cimicidae. The transcript is spliced from 12 exons. Gene Ontology annotation, biological process: heterophilic cell-cell adhesion; establishment or maintenance of epithelial cell apical/basal polarity. Gene Ontology annotation, cellular component: protein-containing complex; plasma membrane. Gene Ontology annotation, molecular function: calcium ion binding. The coding region runs from base 84 to 1886 and encodes 600 amino acids. The record is from RefSeq and is a predicted model, not a curated record.
UGACGUUGCAACAACCUUUCUAUACUAUCGACUUGCAUGGAUUUAAAUACAAAUUGAUACAUAGUACAUUUCCAGGGAUUAGCAUGCUGCUUCUGGUCGCUUUGACGGUAUUUUCGUGCGCAGCCGGAAACGAUGCUUUAACAGGACAUGUUCGGCCUUGCACUUCCUACCUCGGACUUCAGAAUGUCGUCCUAUGGCGUAGCAACCAGACUCACGACCUUCACAUGACUAUUGGAGACAAUUCAGGAAACUGCACGGAUGUCGGAACCUGCGGCCAGGACACGAUCGUCGAAAGCAGCAUCGACAUACAGAGCGGUGAUAUCCUCCAGGUCUAUCUGAAUAUCACUGAUGAUAAAGAGAACGGGACUAGCAGCGUACCCCCGGCGACGACCCCAUCAGCCACGACGGUGUCACCAGCUCCGACUGUCGCACCCGUUCGAGUCUUCUCCGUCUCCAGGCCUGGUCCGACUACAUGCGACACCUCGGAUGGCGUACCACUCGACGUCGUGUACAUGGCCAUCGACGGCAGCAACCUGCUCACCUUCUACGAAAAAGACCUCACCGAGGGAAUCAACAUGCUUCUAAUUGUUUCAGGAAGUUGGGGCGGUCGCUGCGCAAAGAUAAAAGUAACAGUUAAGUCUAAUAAUUGUGGAGACAGCGAAAACUGUUCGAAGAAGGGAGCCUGCUACACAAAUUCCUCUAUGGAGGAUUACGAGUGUCAAUGCUGCCACGGUUACAUUGGGCCACACUGCGAAGAAUGGGACUCUUGCUUCCGAAAUCCAUGCAAAAACAACGGAAUCUGCGUCGAUAUCUCUCAGGGGCACGAAGGAAAUACUUUUCAAUGCCUCUGCCCAUUCGGUUUUACCGGCAAAUUCUGUCAAGAUACAACAGAUCCUUGUCAGUCCAGCCCUUGCCAGCAUGGUGGGUCAUGCAGGCAGAGCAAUGAGACAGCUCAUCAGUAUAAAUGCACUUGCAGUCCUGGUUUCACCGGAACACUCUGUCAAACCCCCCUGGAUAUUUGCGGUUCUUAUCCUUGUCAUAAUGGGAUCUGUGUUAACGAACAUGAUGGCUUCAGGUGUUUUUGUAGACCAGGAUUCACCGGAAAUCAAUGUGAAGAGGAGUAUAACGAGUGCGAGUCCUCGCCUUGCAAGAACGGUGGCACAUGUAUAGAUCGUGUAAAUGCUUUCUCUUGCACCUGUCCACCAGGGUACACUGGUAACAGAUGUCAGUACAGGGUAGUUAAGAACUUAUGCGAGCCAAACCCAUGUUCUCACCAUCAUUACUGCAUCAACAAACCUAACAACACGUAUUCAUGCGAAUGUCCAAAAGGUUAUACUGGUGCUAACUGCCUUAUUCCUACAAGAGCGGCAUGCAGUGCUAACCCAUGCAGAAACGGAGGAACUUGCUGGAGCAGUGUCGACUCAUUCUACUGUGCCUGCCGCCCUGGAUUCACUGGAAAAAUUUGCAACGAGGAGGUUAUAAUGGAAGCGAUACCAUCAGCUUCUGAUACGAUAGAGAUAGAUGGAAGUGAUCCUGUCAUGGAUCUAGAAACACCAUUGGAUAUGUCAAGAGUACCAUUGCACCUGGAUCAUCUUCAUAACGUAUAUGUUGCAGCUGGAACGCUAGCUUGUGCUAUACUCAUCGUGAUUGUUACUGUGAUUAUCUGCCAUUGCCGAAUGCACGAGACUUACAAACACUGUUGCUUUAAGACUUCGCCUCUGAUUCCAUGUCAUAUAACACGACUUGACACUGUGCUGAAAAAGAAUGGCAUUGAAAGGGAUAAAGAGCCAUUGGCCAAAUCGAGACCGUUCCCCGCACUCGAUUCAUCUGACAUGUACUAUGCUCUGGACUUUAGCGACUCACAGUCAUCACCUCUCAUCCAAUAGACACAGCCGACGGUUCAAUACACCAGACAAUACGAACAUCUGCUGCCCACUUUAAUACGGAGUUGAGCUUUUACCGUUCAAAAGUGACACAUGAAUUUCUGAUAGAUUGUAUUUAACAGAAGGAUAGUUUCGUCUUUAUGAUAUAUACAAUUUCUCACGAUUAAGUUUUUAAUCGACUUUUCUCAUUAGAAAUGUUGCUUAGAGAACUCAAAAGUGAGAAGAAUUUAAGAAAAAAUAUGCAUACUUAAAUGUUUUGAAUGUAAUCCAUUGAAUCUUUAUACUGAGCUUACUAUAAAAGUUUGGAAAAAAAUGAAUAAAAUAAAAAGGAAGGCAAGAAAUAACAUAGUGUAUAUAAUAAAGUAGAUGUAAUUACAAUUUACGUUUAUUCUUUUUUUUUUUACAUUUUAGAUUUAAAUCUUCUACCUCACAAAAAAAAAUUAUUAAUAGUGUUUUUUUCCUCCAGUAGUAUUCUUGCUGUUAAAUGUUGAGAUGUUCAAUGUAUAAGACAAUUGUGGUAUGAGUACAAGCAGACUAUUUUAAUGUGCACAAUCAAAUGAAAUUGCUCAAGGGCAUGCAGGAAUCUCACUUUCAAUGUGCCAAAAAUAACAAUUCACAUAUCUGUUGUUAGUGUAUUCUGAUGAAUUUAUUCCUGCUCAAAAUCUAUAGUUGUAGAAGAUUACAUUUGGAAAAUAAAAAUAAAAUUAAACCACAAGUUUAGACAGUGGAAAUAAAAGCUUCCAUAUUGUGCAUUGUUAAUAAUUCAAGUUAGAAUAUUUACAGGGCUAACUGAUUCACCCGCUUUGUAGUCAGUGUGAAAAAGAAUUUAUUAACAGGUGUUAACCCCCAAAAUAGGUAUUUAUUCCAUUGUUGUACCAUUAUUGUAAUUGGACAUGUCAAGUUUGUAUAUGAAACUAUUUUAAAAAAUCAAAUAAAUUCAAAAAUUGUUUUAAUACAAA